Molecule: messenger RNA, 1174 nt
Organism: Carica papaya (papaya)
Lineage: Eukaryota; Viridiplantae; Streptophyta; Magnoliopsida; Brassicales; Caricaceae
Source: RefSeq, a predicted model, not a curated record
GACAAAAACCUAACUCUCUCCUCCAGGAUUCUAACCCACCCACCAAUAGAGAGAGAGAGAGGUCCACCAUAACAAAGCAGCCCUAUUAUAUAAAUUGCUUUGCUUUCUUUACACCAUUUUUCAGGGGGAGAAACAGAUUCAUUCACCUAACCCGUUCUCUUUUUUAUUUUGGUUUCAGCCUUCUCAAAUUUCCUUCCUAGUUUUCAUCGCCUUUUCUACCGGGAUAUCCAUUCUAGCGAUAUCUGGCGUCCUCACGUACAUGACUCUUCCUAAUCAGCAUUGAUCUCUCAAUCCUCCCAAAAAUGGAUUUUUUAGAUAACCAUUUCGGCGCAAAUCGGAUUUCUUCCUCCUCUCUGACUGUCUCAAUUUUUUAAAACCAUGAAAAAUUAUAUCUGGGUAUUGAUCAAGGCCUAGCAAAAGAGCCAUAUCCGCAACCUUCUUCAUGGGUAAGAAGGGAAUCCAAUUGUUCGACGACAAAAAUGAUGGCUUUUUCUCCAUAUGUAAUCUGGGAUCCCAAUGGAGCUUUCAAGAUGGGUAUUGUCACCCAGGUGGAUUGUUUGCAAGCGUUGGUCAAAUGGGAAUGGGAUGCGGAUUGUCCCCAAAUUCUCCAGGCUCUGGCGACAAAAGCGGAGUAAAGUCACAAUACAGUGAUUUGCAUGUGAAAUACUUAUCACCACCGGAGGAUGUACGCGUUGUUAGUGCACCGGCGGAUGAGGUGACACUGAAGAAGACGAAGAAGAAGGGUGGUCUUAGAUUGAAAAUAAAGGUAGCGAAUCCUGCUCUGAGGAGGUUGAUAAGCGGGGCCAUAGCGGGAGCAAUUUCCAGAACAGCAGUGGCGCCACUGGAGACCGUCAGGACACAUUUGAUGGUGGGUUGCAGUGGGCAUUCAACCGCCCAGGUGUUUGAUAAUAUUAUGAAGACUGAUGGGUGGAAAGGAUUGUUUAGAGGUAAUUUGGUUAAUGUGAUUCGCGUUGCGCCUAGUAAGGCAAUUGAGCUUUUUGUUUAUGACACUGUUAAUAAGAAGUUAUCAUCCAAGCCUGGCGAGCAGCAAAAAAUUCCAAUUCCUGCAUCACUAGUUGCAGGGGCAUGUGCUGGAGUCAGCUCCACUUUAUGCACCUAUCCCCUUGAAUUAAUCAAGACUCGACUGACCAUACAGGGUUCAGGGCGCAGUUAA